CCGCUAUAAGAAGAUACAUAAAUCACCGGCGAGGAAACAGUUUACCAGUUGGAGCAGCCACUACUCAGUUCGCUCGAUCCAAUAGAUUCCGGAUAUAAUGUCUACCAGGCUCGGAAGCGUUUUCAUCAGCGAUCCCGUGGACGCGUGCUGCGCCGAGCUGCUGACUCGCCACGGCGUUCCCGUGACGACCAAAUACAAGUUAUCGAAAGAGGAAUUGAUAAAAGAACUGCAGAAUCACGAUGGAUUGAUCGUUCGAUCGGAGACGAAAGUGACCAGCGAUGUGUUCGCCCGUUGCCCGAAUCUUCGCGUGGUCGGUCGCGCUGGAACCGGAGUGGAUAACAUCGACCUCGAGGCUGCCACGAAGAAAGGAGUUAUCGUGUUAAAUACUCCCGGUGGGAACAGCAUCAGCGCUUGCGAGUUAACGUGCGCGUUGAUAUCUAGCUUGGCACGGAACGUGGCCCAGGCAGCCCAGUCGUUGAAGGAAGGACGAUGGGACAGGAAACUGUACUCCGGUUACGAGUUAUACGGGAAGACGCUCGCGGUUCUCGGCAUGGGACGGAUCGGCCGCGAAGUCACGCGCAGGAUGCAGUCGUUCGGGAUGCUUGUGGUCGGGUUCGAUCCUCUGCUCACGCAAGAGGCCGCUAACCAGUUGGGUAUCGAGAAGCUCUCGUUGGAAGAGAUCUGGCCGCGAGCCGAUUACAUCACCGUGCACACGCCUCUCAUUCGUCAAACAAAAAAUCUGAUAAACGCGACGACGCUGGCGAAGUGCAAGAAAGGGGUACGCAUCGUGAACGUGGCCCGCGGUGGCAUAGUUGACGAGGAGGCGCUAUUAAACGCGUUGAAGUCCGGCCAAUGCGGCGGAGCCGCUUUGGACGUGUUCGUCGAGGAACCACCGAAGAAUCCUAUUACCCUCGAGUUGAUAGCACAUCCUAAAGUCGUCGCUACUCCUCAUCUGGGAGCAAGCACCGAGGAAGCUCAACAACGAGUCGCCGAAGAGAUAGCUCAACAGUUCUUAGUACUAGCAGGAAAAUCGACGGAAUAUGCAAUCACUGGAAUAGUGAACGCUCCGGUGUUGACUGCUGCAUUGUCAGACGAGAACGCGCCGUGGAUCGAACUUUCGAAAAAGCUGGGCAUGCUGGCUGCCCGAUUGUUAAAGGGGAAACUGAACGUCGCGGUGCAGAGCCAGACGGUUGGCGAUAAAGCAAUGAAGGACAGGGAAUUCGUUCACACCGCUGUCCUCGUUGGUAUUCUGUCGGGGCAAACGAAGAACGGCUUGAAUCUAAUCAACGCGCCUACUCUCGCCCGAAAUAGUGGCAUCGACGUAAAGGGAAGCCAUCAGGAUUCAACCGGUGAACAAACUAUCGUUGUUCAAGCAGGAGGACAUAAAAUCAAAGGAACUGUGCUUAAUAAUCAGCCACUGCUGCUCUCGAUCGACGACGCGGCUUUUACUAAUGGGAUCGUGUUGGGGAAUCAUAUCUCCUUGUAUCGAACGACGAACGCACAGGAUUUGGCGCAAAUCGUGAACGCUAUGAAAGGCGUGAACGUUCGCGAUUUGCACGCGAACGCUGGCUGGACGAUCGUUCAAACCGAUCGGGAAGUCUUAGCGCGCGUCGAUGGUAUCGAGACGUUCUAAGCUCGAUGAUGUCCUGCUUGGAAACAAGACUCAGUAUUCCACGAUUCUUGAGACGAAUCUCGAUUUUUUAUUUAUUAUUCGAAAAGGAGGUGGGAACUUAUGAAUCUUUAUUAAUCUCCUAUACGUACACAUGUAUUCAAAAAAUCAUUUAUACAAAAUAUAUAUGUAUGUAUAUGUA
Ceratina calcarata is the source of this 1811-nucleotide messenger RNA. RefSeq names its product D-3-phosphoglycerate dehydrogenase. Bases 98 to 1633 code for a protein of 511 amino acids. The transcript is spliced from 7 exons. Gene Ontology annotation, biological process: L-serine biosynthetic process. Gene Ontology annotation, molecular function: phosphoglycerate dehydrogenase activity; NAD binding. Lineage: Eukaryota; Metazoa; Arthropoda; Insecta; Hymenoptera; Apidae. The record is from RefSeq and is a predicted model, not a curated record.